Astyanax mexicanus (Mexican tetra) is the source of this 3411-nucleotide messenger RNA. It is a transcript of the gene znf710b, whose product is annotated as zinc finger protein 710b. The record is from RefSeq and is a predicted model, not a curated record. The transcript has 5 exons. Gene Ontology annotation, molecular function: DNA-binding transcription factor activity; RNA polymerase II cis-regulatory region sequence-specific DNA binding. NCBI's taxonomy places the organism in Eukaryota, Metazoa, Chordata, Actinopteri, Characiformes, Acestrorhamphidae. Bases 266 to 2437 code for a protein of 723 amino acids. Gene Ontology annotation, biological process: regulation of transcription by RNA polymerase II.
AGGAGUGAGAGAGGGAAAUUAGAGCAACCAUAUCUGGGAGAGAGAGAGACUGACAGAAAGGGAGGGGAGAGAGAGAGAGAGAGAGAGAGCUCACACACAGAGAGAACAGAGGGAGAACAACAACACAUAGAAAGAAGAGAGACUGUGUGUGUGUGUGUGUGUGUGUGUGUGUGAGUGUGUGUGAUGUUAGAGGCAGUGCAGCUACAGACAGCAGUAGAGUGUGAAGAGCAGGAUAGUGAAGGUGAAGCUCUGACUCUGUUUAAGGAUGAGAUCUCUCAAACAUCUGAAACCCCAAACCAAGAAAAAUGUGGAGGAGAAGACCCAGCGGCUGGUCAGAUGUUAUUCUGAGGCAAUGCACCAGCAAAUGGAUGUGGGGACACAGACAGACCCUGUAGUGGUGUUGUCUUUGGCACAGGCCGCCGUGUUGGGGCUCAUAUCUCAGAAUGAGGUCUUUGGUGCUACUAUUGCCCCCAACGGUUUCUACACCGGAGAUCCCAAAGAGUCACCUGCACCACCCGGCGAGCGAAUGGACUACGAGUACGCCGAUCAGCUCAUAGGCGCGAACGGUGACUAUUUGGGUGUCAAUGUUGGCGAGGACGGCCACAUGCACCAAAGUUGUGCCGAGCGACGGUGGCAUGGGCCGACUGAGAACGGCAAAGCCCCUGCAGUCCACUCAGAAGCAGGUUCUCAUGUCAAAGGCGAGUCCGUCACUCCAGAGCUCCCAUCCUGCAACCACAUGAUGACCAGCAUGAUUCCCAGAGAGAGCAUGCAGAUGGUGGACCCAUCUGGCUACAGGGUUGUCCCCAAACCUCAUGCUAACAAUUGCUGCAAUGCCUGCGUCCGGGAGCCGAAAAACCCACACCCGCCAGCCGACCAACAUCACCACCACCACCACCACCAUCACCACCACCACCCGCCUCCUCAUCCUAACCUUAAUACUCACCCACACGCACAUGCACCACAUGUGGUUCCUACUCGUGACACGCGAAGUCACGCGCAGGAAAAGGGAGGAGUUAACGAGGUACUAGAAGAAGUUGAGAAUGGAAGGAUGGGUAAAUCUGGAGGAGGUGGAGGGGAGGAGAUCAGUGGCUACUUCCAGAAUAAUGAGGUUGGCUAUGAGGACGGCGAUAUGGAUGGGGUUGGGGAAUUUGAGGACAACAGCCAGGGCAUGUUCUGGGGUGAGCCAGUGGAAGGAGAGGCACCAAGGGGCCGCCGAAUCGACCGGCUGGACAUCAACAUCCAGAUUAACGAGUCGUACUGCGUUGAUGUUGGCGAAGGCUUAAAGCGAUGGAAAUGCCGCAUGUGUGAAAAGUCGUACACUUCGAAAUACAACCUAGUUACACACAUACUGGGUCACAACGGCAUCAAACCACACGCUUGUCCACACUGUGGCAAGCUCUUUAAGCAGCCUAGUCACCUGCAGACGCAUCUCCUGACACACCAGGGCACACGGCCACACAAAUGCACUGUCUGCAAGAAGGGCUUUACCCAGACCAGCCACUUAAAACGGCACAUGCUACAGCACUCGGAUGUGAAACCCUAUAGCUGCCGCUUUUGCCGCCGCGGCUUCGCCUACCCGAGUGAGCUGCGGGCCCACGAGGUCAAGCACGAACGUGGGCGCUGCCACGUCUGCUCGCACUGUGGCAUGGAGUUCCCUACGUAUGCCCACCUCAAGCGCCACCAGGUCAGCCACCAAGGACCAGCCACUUUCCAGUGCGGCCAGUGCAGUAAAGCUUUCGUCUACCGCAGCCAGCUGCAAAACCACAUGCUGAAGCACCAAACGCAACGCUCCUUUUCCUGCAGCCAGUGUGGACUGCAGUUCCUGCAGCUGCAUCAACUCCGCCAGCACUCACUCACGCACAAAGUGCUGAAGCCUCAGGCACGAGGUUCCAAGGGAAUCAAAGGAUUUAAGUGUGAUGUUUGUGCCCGAGAGUUCACACUGUCUGCAAACCUGAAGAGGCACAUGUUAAUCCACGCCAGCGUCCGGCCCUUCCAGUGUCACAUCUGCUUCAAGUCCUUCGUCCAGAAGCAGACCCUCAAAACCCACAUGAUCGUCCACCUGCCUGUGAAACCUUUCAAAUGCAAGGUCUGCGGGAAAUCAUUUAACAGAAUGUACAACCUCUUGGGUCACAUGCAUCUCCACGCUGGCAGCAAGCCAUUCAAAUGCACAUACUGCUCAAGCCGAUUCAACCUGAAGGGAAACCUCAGCAGACACAUGAAGGUCAAACAUGGUAUGGACGUUUCCCCAGAUGGACAAGAUGCUCCUCCAGAUCUGGAAGCUCAUGCAGACUAUGACGAGGAGAACUUCAACUUCGCCACCUCCGAGAAUAUAGAUAAUAAUGAUGCUCCUAAUCUCACCAAGCUCUCCGAGGUGGCAAUCCAGGAGCUGGACUACUAUAACUUUGGAAAGGAUGUGGCCAACUACAACACAGCCUGAACUCUUACGUAUUUGAGUUUGACUGAAGUUAAAAUACUGUUGCGUACAGAUGACCUGGGAUGGUUAUUACCAGCCGUAGGCUGAUAGAGUCGGUCCUCCUAAAAGAAGACUUCUCUUUUAGUGUUGAUGGGCGACGACCCUUCCUGGGAUCACUCUCCUGAUGUUACUACUUUGGUUCUUUUUUCAUAAGAAACAGACUGAGUUCACUAAGAGUCUUUUGAACAACUUCACCCCUGUACGUUUAGUACAUAGGAGAUUGUUUUGGUUACAUAUAAAACAGACACUAGAUAAUCAGCUGUAAGUGAGUCACUCUGGCAGAACAUCCUGAUGUUUGAUCCAGGCAGGAAACGUGUUGUGGGGGUGUGGCCUUCAUUUUUGCAGUUCUUCUCCAUAUACUCAAACAGCUAAACAAAUCACUUCAGCUGCAUCUAUUUACAUUGCCUUCACUUACAGUUGCAUUGAAAUGCACUAAAAGACUCUUACAAUAAACACACACACACACACACACACACACAGCCAGCCCAUUUCCUGCUCAGUGUUAGGGCAGUGUACUAUGGGUUGAGAACUGAAUUCUGUAUGACUAUUUUACAGAGCGUGUAUAUACUUGAGGAUGUAUAUCUGGGUAUUUAGGCCCCAUAUUCCAAAGCUACUGCUUUCUUUGGUACACAGUUAUGUACCAUUCACCGUUAAGCACCACUACUGUUGCCAGAAUUAAAUAUUAAUUCAUCAGAAAUUAUUGGUUUAGCCACCACUUUCUAACACUCACCUGUGUGAAGAAUUAUAAUUCAUUUAUAUUAAUUUGCUAUUUAUUUUGAUGAAAAUAUAAUUUUAUAAAAUUCUCCUUCACCACUGACAGUAUAAGCUCUGGUAACCCCAUCUCCAAUGAGAUGCCUGUGUUUCAUCCUUUGAAUACUGUUCCUUAAGAAAACAUUCACAAGUGUGUAGGUUCUUUAAAUAAACCAUUUUGAAGUGCA